This is a messenger RNA of Rotaria sordida, 582 nucleotides long. NCBI's taxonomy places the organism in Eukaryota, Metazoa, Rotifera, Eurotatoria, Philodinida, Philodinidae. The record is from the annotation of a GenBank genome assembly.
AUGAAAUUCGAAAUAUCAAUUGCAUUAAAUUUUUUAAUUGAUUAUCUUUAUAAUAAAUUACCACGUCGUCGAGUUAAUAUGCUUGGUGAACAAAUGCAAAAAUAUUUAUAUAUUAAAUUUCAAGAUCAUUGGUAUCCAGAAAGACCAACAAAAGGUUCAGCAUAUCGAUCAAUACGUAUUAGUAAAGAAAAAAUUGAUAAAAUUCUUAUUAAUGCUGCUAUUGAUGUUAGUUUGGAUUUACAAGAAAUACUCGAUUCAUUACCAAAUGAUCUUACUAUUUGGAUUGAUCCAGGUGAAGUAUCAUAUCGUAUUGGAGAAAAAGGACCAAUUCAAAUUUUAUAUGCAGAUGAAAAAAAUUUAAUACAACAUAGUGAAUCAUCAAGUGAUACUGAUGAAAUUUCUCAUCAUAAAUCGAUUGUUUCUAUUCAAUCAAAUGAUACUCUUAUAAAUUUAUCACCAAUAAUUAUUUCUGAUUUUUCAACAUGGUCAAAUUCCAUAUCAACACCAAUUUUAUCAAUACAAACAUUUGCUCAAACAAGAUUUGGUUCAUUAAAAAUUAAACAUAAUAGACAAAAGUAUUAA